AUGACGCUAAGAACAAAAAAUCCGCGUGUCUCAAGAGUACACAAAGGUGAGAAGCCAUUUAAAUGUCGUGUAUGUGAGAAGAGUUUUACAUCAACUGCUUUACGUAACCAGCAUAUGGUGGUCCAUUGGGGACAUAAGACGUAUAUCUGUGACGUAUGUGGUAAAGGAUUUAUGAGUCGUAAACAUUUUAAAGAUCAUAUGAGAAUACAUGACGGAGAGCAACCUCACAAAUGUGAAACCUGCGGCAAAGAUUUCAUCUACUACAGGAGUUUAGUUCGACAUAUGCUUGUGCACAUAGACCCUAGAGAAAGACCAAAACCAUAUAAAUGUGAAUAUUGUAACAAGGAGUAUACAGAAGUGACUGGCUUUAAACAUCAUAUGAGAGCUGUUCAUACAGGUGAAACACCAUUCCAGUGUGACAUAUGUGGUGAGUCAUUUCAUCGUAAUGAUAAAUUGAAACGUCACAUUAAGUCUCGUCAUCACGUUGCCAAGGGCAACAAGGAGUUAAUAGUGACAACAAGACGUGCAUCACAUGGAUUUCCAGUCAUUGUGAAAGCUGAGAAUGAACAUCAGGAAGAUUUAUUAGAGAUUGUUGAGGGAAAUGAAGUGGAGGGAGGACAAAAUGAGCUACAUGUAGACGUAAUACAACAAGAAAAUGAUGGGCAACAACAAGUAUACCUUAUAGGCUUAGGACAAGGAGGGGAGGCAGCUUAUUUACAGGAAACACAAGUGAUUGAAGGUCCUGAUGGCACAAGAUAUAUUAUAGCAGGAUCAGGCGAGGAACUACAAGUUAUUGAGUCUUCUAACCUACAAGUUACUGAGCAUGUUCAGGAGGGUGAUAUUGUAGAGGGAGGAGUUAUACAGCAGAUACAACAAGUGGAACAUAUUAAGGAUUCUAAUAGUGGAAAUAUUUUGGUCAUGAAUGAUGGUGAAGAACAGACAUUAAGUACAUUGGCAAACAUGGCGAGUGAAGCUUCAGUGGUUAAAUUAGAUUAGAAUUCUAUCAUCAUGGUUAUUUUUUGACAAGUUUUAACUGGUUAAUUGUUAGAAAAACAUGUUGAUAUUUUUUAUUGAAUGUUAAAUCUUGUAUCAUUUACUUUAAAAGAAGAGAACAAACAUAAAGAGAUUGCCUACACAUCCAUUGGAACGUACAUAGAGGAAAUUCAUGUUUUUGUAUCACCUUGAAAAAGUCGACAUAUAGGGUUACUUUUGUUGGUGGCAGUGUCGCGGCAUCCCCAUAGUCUUACAUGCUUCGUUCAAUGACCUGAAGAGCAGUGCAUAAAAAUCGGUACUUUGCACUUCUUAUUUUUUGAGUUAUUGCCCUUUGAUAAUUUUCAUACUUUAUAAUUGUCCGGGACAUUUCAAAUUCUCCUUAAGUAUAAAUAGCUAUGGACAUGAAACUUCAUAGGAUAAUAGAUUUCAUUUAGACGAAGUGCAGUGCUUUAAAGCCAGUGAUUUUCGAGUUAUUGCCAUUUGUUGAUUUUCAUACUUUAUUUUUGUCAAGGCCAAUUCUCCUACACUUAAAAAGCUAUUGACUUCAACUUCAUAGGAUGAUGGAUUUCAUUGAGAAGAAAGCAGUGCACAAGAACUUAUACUCUGCACUUAAUGAUGUUUGAGUUAUUGCCCAUUCAUUUUCUUACUUAAUACGCUUGGCUAUAGCAUAACUUAGUCACUAUAAGUUUGACUCCAAAUUUGGUAUGUAAGCUUUUUUCAUUGACCUGAAGUGCAGUGCUAAAAAGUCCAUCAGAGUCCUCCAUGUAAUUUGACAGUGUAAAACUUUUCCAUGUUUUUUUUAUUUUUGAUAAAACAGUUUUAAUAAUCCUGAUGUAACAUCCUUACAAUCAGUUCAAAUGCCACUAAUGUUAAAUGUUAUAAAUAACCUCUAUUUAAGAAGAAAAUACCUAACUGACAGCUAUACUGUUGACAAGGCAACACAUCCAACUCGCAGAGUUCUAGUUUCUAUGAAAAUAUGAUUUAUUUUCAUCAAGAGAUAUGAAAAUAAAAUUAAUAUUUUAUAA
Molecule: messenger RNA, 2018 nt
Organism: Ruditapes philippinarum (Manila clam)
Lineage: Eukaryota; Metazoa; Mollusca; Bivalvia; Venerida; Veneridae
Product: zinc finger protein 224-like
Exons: 6
Coding region: 1-996 (331 amino acids)
Biological process (GO): regulation of transcription by RNA polymerase II
Molecular function (GO): RNA polymerase II cis-regulatory region sequence-specific DNA binding; DNA-binding transcription factor activity
Source: RefSeq, a predicted model, not a curated record